AUGCGCUCAUCUGUUCACCUUCCCGCUCUACAGCUGGGUGAGAAUCAGUCCUUGAAAAAGGCGGACGAGUGGCGCCGUCUCCUUACCAUCACACCAGUUCUCCUAUGGGUAUGCUGGAAGGAUGAACACGAUCGCAUUCCGAACAUCGAGCCAACUAUCCCGCCUAAUGCAAAAACACGACCAACACAUUCUCGAAACUGCAAGGCGCUCUACUUUGCCAUUCUUUUACUAUGUGCUGGUGUCUGUAUGCUCGUGUCGCGCAAGAUCUCCAUGUCACAAGCACGUAUUGGUCAAGACUUUCUAACACAAUACAACCGCACUCUGCAGCAGCUGGGCAUCGACCUGACUAUUAACAACCAUCUGUCGACACAUUUUGCAAAGUUUAUCAAGCUCUAUGGGCCCGUAUAUGGCUGGUGGUUAUUUCCAUUCGAGCGCUUCAAUGGGAUGUUCGAGAAAGUCAAUACCAAUGGCCACGAUGGUGGUCGCAUGGAACUCACGUUGAUGCGAUACUGGGUUCGAUGCCAUCUAAUCUACGAAUAUCUACUUGCUCUGCCUGCGAACGCUUAUACAAAAGAGCGUGAGUACAUCGAGGCAGUCAUCAAGUCGGAAGGAUGCAGUGAACGUGGAGGUAUGAUGACGGAGCUUGCUAUCUAUCGCAGUGAGGCGACCACAGAUCGAGUCAAACUGCCCAGAGUACUGGGGAAGCAUAUCAAUCUGCGCAUUUUUCUUGGUCCAGGAACUGGCGGUAUCUACUGCCUUGCUCUCGACUAUUGUCAACGCUUAUAUCCAGAUCUUCAUCUUAUCGACAACCUUUCGCUCGAUCACGGAACAGCUUUUGUUGCGACCCGAGUGGCCCGCAUGUUAACUUACAUCCAUCGCUAUGCAUUUAUUGUGGAUAAAAACACAAAUGAGCAUUGCCCCGUCGAGAUCGCAGCCCUUUUGGGUAUCAAGGUCGCGGAAAAGGCACUGCACGUUUGUGUGGUCAUUCGUCGGAUGGUCUCAGAUGAGGAUAUUCCCCCAUUCCCAUGGUGCACGUAUUCGGAUCUCCUCGGGAUUCACGUGUCCUAUGCCAACCGCUUCCACGGUUACGAGAUUGUACCUGCGGUAGCACUCGACGCACCUCUUGCACUCAUUCCGAUCCAUUCUGAGCGCAUGGGACAAGAACUAUGGGCCUCUAUUUCAUUUGAUCAUACGGGAAAUGAGCUGGAGGUUAUGGACGACGACGACGAGGUGUAG
Molecule: messenger RNA, 1236 nt
Organism: Sparassis crispa
Lineage: Eukaryota; Fungi; Basidiomycota; Agaricomycetes; Polyporales; Sparassidaceae
Exons: 5
Coding region: 1-1236 (411 amino acids)
Source: RefSeq, a predicted model, not a curated record